AUGAUGCAUCUCGGGCUUUCUAUCACCUACACUCUGGCGUUGGUGACCAGUGCUCUGGCCGUCCCAUCGCAACAGCUAGACACUCGCCAGCAGCAGUUCAAGUCGACAGCCAUCACCGACCAUGCCGAGCCAUGGGCGAUCGCCUUCCUGCCCGACAACCGCAUCCUCGUCACCGAAAGACGAGGCAACCUGCGUCUCGUCGACCCGGCCACCAAGUCCAAGGGCACCAUCACCGGUGUGCCCACCGUCGCCUACGGCGGUCAGGGUGGCCUCCACGACGUCGCCUUGCACCCCAAAUACGCCGAGAACAGUAUUGUGUAUAUCAGCUACGCCGAGAGCGGCACUGGCGGGGCGGGCGGCGCAGUCGCACGAGCCAAGCUGACGCUGAAUGCCGACGGCGGCGGUGCGCUGUCCGGCCUCGAGGUCAUCUGGCGCCACUCGCAGAAGGCCUCGGGCGGACUCCAGUUCGCCUGUCGCCUGCUUUUCGGCCCCGACGGUGCGCUGUGGAUCUCGUCCGGCGAGAUCAACCAGAUGACCCCGGCCCAAUCCAUGACCGGCAACCUCGGCAAGAUGAUCAAGCUGUACGACAACGGCACCGCCUUCGCGGGCAACCCGUUCGCCAGCCAAGGCGCCGUCCAGGCGCAGAUCUGGUCGCUGGGCCACCGCAACCCGCUAGGCAUCGACUGGGACGCCCAGGGGCGUCUCUGGGAGGUCGAGAUGGGGCCGAUGGGCGGCGACGAGCUCAACCUGAUCGAGCGGGGCGCCAACUACGGCUGGCCGCUCGUGUCCGAGGGCCGCCAUUACGACGGCCGGACGAUCCCCGCGCACAGCACGCGCCCCGAAUUCGCCCCGCCCAAGGCCUUCUGGGUCCCCGUCAUCUCCCCGGCCGGCUUGAUCAUCUACAAGGGCGACCUGUUUUCAAGCUGGAAGGGCAAUGCCAUCAUCACCAGUCUCAGCUCACAAUCAAUUGUGCGCGUGACCAUCACUGGUGACACGGCGAAGGAGGCUCAGCGCAUCUCAAUGGGUAAGCGCAUGCGUGGUAUCCGAGAGGACAAGGAUGGCGCCAUCUGGGUGAUCGAGGAUGGUGCUAGCGGCCGGCUCUUGAAGCUUACCCCGAACUAA
Messenger RNA from Phaeoacremonium minimum UCRPA7, 1122 nucleotides. RefSeq names its product putative dehydrogenase protein. The record is from RefSeq and is a predicted model, not a curated record. Bases 1 to 1122 code for a protein of 373 amino acids. NCBI's taxonomy places the organism in Eukaryota, Fungi, Ascomycota, Sordariomycetes, Togniniales, Togniniaceae. The transcript has a single exon.